GACCGGACGAGGAAUCCAAGAUGGCGGGUGUUUCUACUUCUCAUCUUAUGAGAGGAAUAACUCAUCAACAGAGAGUAACACGGCUAUACAGGAACAGUCUAAAGCAUCUACUAUCAUGGUGCAUAGGUCGUGAAGGCUGGAGGAAAGAAGCUUUAGAGCUGAGGGCUCGUUUUGAUGCGUACAAAGACGAGACAGAUCGUCGAGUAAUAAAUGCUGUUGUGGACGAAGCGGAGGCAGAGUUUGAAAGAAGAAAGCACCCUUAUCCUUAUAUAAACCCUACUGCCCCUGAUGGUUCCAAAUGGGAAAGAAACACUCCACCAGCCCCUCAUGUUUUACAGAUGCUUCCACAAGAAGAACAAUGGUAYAAGGAAAUGAUGGAUUAUGCAAACUACAAAACAGAUUAGAGAAAACAUUAAAACAAAUGAAUGUAAAAAUUAUUAGUCUUUCAAUCUAUUUGUACAGAUCAUAAUCAAAGCCUGAGUGUUUAUAUCUAACUUGUUGAAACUGUUUACAAUCCCUUUAUUUUGACAUCGAUAAGUGUUUUUUUUUUGUGUGUGUCUGGUGUAAAACAAGUUAUCAGUAAUAAAACAUAUUUCACAAUGUUA
Messenger RNA from Actinia tenebrosa (Australian red waratah sea anemone), 605 nucleotides. RefSeq names its product NADH dehydrogenase [ubiquinone] 1 beta subcomplex subunit 9. Gene Ontology annotation, cellular component: respiratory chain complex I. The record is from RefSeq and is a predicted model, not a curated record. Lineage: Eukaryota; Metazoa; Cnidaria; Anthozoa; Actiniaria; Actiniidae. Gene Ontology annotation, biological process: mitochondrial electron transport, NADH to ubiquinone.